UCGAGGCGGUGCUUUAUUGGACUAUACUAGAGGGAUAGUGCAGAGUCGGGCGUGGGAGCCAGUCAAUCUUUCCUUCCCUCUAAACAGUUGAAACAUUUUUUGCGGCCACACAGCUUGCUUCGCCGUCUUCAACAAGCAACAUUUUUAAAACGUGUAUUCAACCACCCUGCAAUCAAGGGAAUAUAAGGCUUUUCAGCAACAGCUCAACAGUUUUAAAGGACUGCUGGACAACUGUCGUCGCGAAAUAGAAGGCAGUUAGUGCAGACGCAGGCACCAUGUCCGCCCCCACAGACCCAGAGGUGAAGGAGCUGAACCCAGUCGACUUCAUCCAGCUUCAGCAGUACAUCGACUACUGCAGACUGAAGGUUAAAGAUGUGCUAAGGGAAUUUGAUGCAGAUGGCAGAUUGGCACAGCACAGACACGGAGAGUGCAUCAACAAGGAAGGUUUCAGACUAUUUCUGAAAACCUACCUGGAGGUCGACGACUUCCCUGCAGACCUCUGCCAGCGCCUCUUCUGCUCUUUCCAGAACUCUGAACCAGAACAGGAGGGCAGCACUAAAGAGGUCUUUCUCAAGGACGUUUCGUGUUACUUCUCUCUUUUGGAGGAUGGCCAGCCUCGAGACAAGCUGGAGUUUGCUUUCAAACUGUAUGACAGAGAUGGCAACGGAGUUCUUGACAGCUCCGAGGUGGAUCGCAUCAUUGCUCAGAUGAUGCAUGCUGCGGAUUACCUUGGCUGGGAUGUGUCAGAGCUGCAGCCGGUGCUGAAGGACAUGAUGACGGCCAUUGAUGCCGACAGCAGUGGAACAGUGUCUCUGGAGGAAUGGGUAGAAGGGGGGAUGAACAAUGUGCCUUUGCUCGUACUGCUAGGGUUGAAGAUGACCCAGAAGGAUGGCCAGCAUCUAUGGAGGAUGAAGCAUUUCAACAAGCCUGUCUACUGCAAUGUGUGUCAGAGCAUGUUGCUGGGACUGAUGAAACAGGGGCUCUGCUGUUCCUGCUGCAAAUACACUGUGCAUGGACGCUGUGCCAACAGAAACCCUGCUCCUUGCACCAGGACCUACGUCAAAUCGAAGAAAGAGACAGGGGUUCCAGCCCAUGACUGGGUCAGUGGGAAUUGUGACUCUGGGAAGUGUGACAAGUGCCAGAAGAAGAUCAAGAGCUAUCAGAGCUUGACAGGGAAGCACUGUGUCUGGUGCCAUGCCAUGCGCCAUGACGAAUGUGCAUCUCAGGAGCCGUCAGAAUGUAACUGUGGCCCACUGAGAGAUCACAUCCUCCCACCCUGGGCCAUUUACCCCAUUAUAAAGGAGAGACAAAACAGCCUGAAAAAUGACUGCUCAGGGUCAACUGAGGACAGUGACCACAACACCACUCCCGAUGGACAGGUGCUCCAGAUCAACCCUGUUCCAGACACUCACCCUCUUCUAGUGUUUGUGAAUCCUAAAAGUGGAGGCAAGCAAGGAGAAAGGGUCCUGCGUAAAUUUCAGUAUUUGCUGAAUCCACGGCAGGUAUACAACCUGUCAAAUGGUGGACCUGGACCAGGGCUAUCCUUCUUCAGAAAUCUCACAGAUUAUAGGAUAUUGGUUUGUGGAGGGGAUGGCACUGUCGGCUGGAUCCUUGAUGCAAUAGACAAAGCCAAUCUUCAUGUGCGCCCACCUGUGGCUGUGUUACCCCUGGGUACAGGAAAUGAUCUGGCACGUUGCCUUCGAUGGGGAGGAGGGUAUGAUGGUUCAGUUCUGAGUCGGAUCCUGAAGGAUAUCGAGGGGAGUUCCCUGGUGCUCAUGGAUCGCUGGAGCAUACAGGUGAUCACAGAGGACAAUCAGGAGAAAGGAGACCCCGUGCCUUAUGAGAUCAUCAACAAUUAUUUCUCCAUUGGAGUGGAUGCCUCCAUCGCCCACCGAUUCCACACCAUGAGGGAGAAACAUCCCCAGAAGUUCAACAGCAGAAUGAAGAACAAACUAUGGUAUUUUGAGUUUGCCACCUCAGAGACGAUCUCUGCGUCUUGCAAGAAAUUGAACGAGUGUGUCACAAUCGAGUGCAGUGGCACUCAAUUGAACCUUAGUGGACUGUCUAUGGAGGGGGUUGCUGUCCUCAACAUUCCCAGCAUGCAUGGUGGCUCCAAUCUGUGGGGCGAGGCAAAAAAGAGUGAGAGCAAGGAGUUUAUGAGCCAGGAGCUGCCUGAGGUGAUUGUUGAUCCCGAUGCCCUGAAAGUGAGCUCGCAAGAUCUCAGUGACAAGCGGAUGGAGGUUGUGGGCCUCGAGGGAGCCAUUGAGAUGGGCCGAAUAUACACUGGACUCAAGAGUGCUGUGAGACUAGCAAAAACAUCCCAGAUAACCAUUAGGACUAACAAAGCACUACCAAUGCAGAUUGAUGGUGAGCCUUGGAUGCAGCCACCUUGCACGAUUCACAUCACUCACAAGAAUCAAGCCAGUAUGCUGAUGGCUCCCCAGGCCAAAUCAUCUAGCUUCUUCACUUACAAGUAGAAUACUGCCUGCCUGCUCCAACAGUGACUUAUAUACUUGUAGACUUUAUAGUAUGCACUUGUUUUACAUUUAAAUAAGGAUUUAAACAGCCUCAUUUGUGAAUUACGAAUGUAUAUAAUAGUUAUGUGAGGCGUUGAGUAAUCAAGGUAUUUCCGAUGAAGGACUCACAAGCUGAAUUUACCAAGUUAUGUGGUAUACCUCUCAUAAGAAGCCUUUAUAGGAUGUAUUUUGUUUAAAGUGUGACCAAAACAGGUUGACCAAACUUUCUUAAAACUUGACACAUUGCUUGUUCUGCCUUAGUGCAAGGUAAUAUUAUCGAAAUCUUGCUUGAAAACUACUACUGUUGUAGUGUAAACUAUUAUAAUAACAAUAUGUUAAGAUAAAAUCUAUUUGAUGUGCCUUUGUCUUUUUGCUCUGCAAUAUUAAUCUUAUGUGUUCUAGAGGAACUAAUAGGAUAGAUGUAGAAGAGAUAAUAGAAAAUGUUGUUGUUUUAUUUUCUUAAAAACAGCUGUGGCACUCCAGAUCAGUCAUGCUCUUGCUGAUUUCCAACAUAGUUUAUGUUUAAACUACAUCCUGAUUACGAAGCAACUUUUAUUUGGAUAAUUGUCCAUAGUUUUACUAUAUUGUGGACAAAUGUAUUAAAAGAUUGUGCAAUUGUAGAUCAUUGAGAGAUAAUAGUUAUAAAUUGUUAUUUGACACAGUAUGACGUUCUUGAUGUGCUUGCUUCUAAAAUGACUCGUGCAUUUGAGAUGAUGUAACUAUCACGUGUGUGUACAGAGAGUAACUUGCAUCUUUGUUCUCAAAUUACCACACUGCUGUUUUAAUUAAAAGACUGAGUGAAAAA
Osmerus eperlanus (European smelt) is the source of this 3321-nucleotide messenger RNA. It is a transcript of the gene dgkaa, whose product is annotated as diacylglycerol kinase, alpha a. The coding region runs from base 276 to 2477 and encodes 733 amino acids. Gene Ontology annotation, molecular function: ATP-dependent diacylglycerol kinase activity; calcium ion binding. Gene Ontology annotation, cellular component: plasma membrane. The record is from RefSeq and is a predicted model, not a curated record. Gene Ontology annotation, biological process: intracellular signal transduction; lipid phosphorylation; diacylglycerol metabolic process. The transcript has 24 exons. Lineage: Eukaryota; Metazoa; Chordata; Actinopteri; Osmeriformes; Osmeridae.